Messenger RNA from Hermetia illucens (black soldier fly), 919 nucleotides. Its product is annotated as farnesol dehydrogenase-like. The record is from RefSeq and is a predicted model, not a curated record. Lineage: Eukaryota; Metazoa; Arthropoda; Insecta; Diptera; Stratiomyidae. The transcript is spliced from 3 exons. Bases 99 to 851 code for a protein of 250 amino acids.
AAAGGUUAGUCAUUAGUCCCCCAGACCAACUAGAGUUAACCACGAGUUUGCGUGAUCUGUGAUUUAGUAAAAGAAGUUUAGUUGCUCGAAAAGAUACUAUGGAGCGUUGGCAAGAUAAGGUGGCGGUUGUAACUGGAGCAAGUUGUGGAAUAGGAGCCGUAACUGCUGCAAAACUAUUGCAAAACGGAUUUUCCGUUGUUGCUCUUGCACGUCGUGAGGAACGACUCCUUGAAAACCAGGAAGCUCUCCCGGAAAACCUGCGAAGUCGUUACCAUCCCAAGAAAUGUGAUGUUACUGACGAGAAAGCCGUGAAAAAGACCUUCGCCUGGAUUGAGGACCGCUUUGGGGGAGCUGAUGUUCUAGUCAAUAACGCCGGUGUUAUGACCGUCGGUGUGGACCUCUCGAGUCCAGAUAAUACAGACAUUAUGAGGAAUACUAUUGAGACUAAUGUAAUGAGUGUAGUCUACUGCGUACGAGAAGCAUUCAAUUCAAUGAAAAAGCGGAACGUCGAUGGCCAUAUCGUUAUUAUUAAUAGUGAGCUUGGCCAUAAGGUCCCCAUGAUGACCAGUGGGUCGAUGAACAUCUACCCUGCUUCGAAGUUUGCUGUUACUGCGAUGAUAGAGACCUAUCGUCAGGAGUUUGCAAAUGCUGGGACAAAAGUGAAAAUAACGAGUAUCAGCCCUGGUGGUGUAGAAACUGAGCUUGUCCCAAACUUGGGACUCUAUAGAGAAGCAGGCCUUGCCCUAUUGUAUCCAGAGGACGUGACCAACGCUAUAUUAUACGCCCUGGGCACCCCGCCACAUGUUCAAGUUCACGAAUUAAUCAUUAAACCCAUGGGUGCAAAAAGUUAAAAGUUUAAAAAGAUUUGUGUGUUACAAAAUUUACAAUGGGGAAAAAUAUAUUUAUUGUUCAAUUUAAA